UAGCAUGGGUGCAGCGUCACAUAUUCCCAAUUAUGCUAAAAGCGGAUGUUUUCCACUCGCUGCACUUACUUCCGGGAAGCUAAGCUAACUAGCUAGCUGUCCAUACCGACAAAUUGACUUAGCUAACUUGUAACAAUGACAGCACUAGCGUAGUUGACUGGGCUGGUUGAAAAUGAUAAGCAUACUUUUAAUUGCCCUGUUGGCUCCUUGUUGGAUCAACGGUGCAAUUAAAUCAAGAGUUACGGAAGAGAAUCGCGAAGAAAACCCCGAGUUCGAUGCUCUGAACUCCAUCCUGUCAGACUUUGAGGUGCUGCCAUUGUCAGGCCUCCAGCUGCACUCUGUAAGGAAGAGGGACGUCCACAUCCAGUCCCACCUGGAGCGCCUGGUGAGCUUCAGGGCCCUGCACAGAAAUUUCAAGCUUUACUUGACCACCAACACAGACCUUUUCACUGACAACUUUAAGGCGGUGUUUGUAGAUAAACAUGGAAGCGAGGAAAACUACGAUGUUCAUUUUCAGAACUAUUUUACUGGCCAUGUUGUAGGAGAGGAGAAUUCACGUGUGCAGGCACACAUAGAAGGAGAUGAGUUUUCUGCUCAUAUUCUAACUGAUGAAGCAGAGUACAACGUAGAGCCCCUGUGGAGGUUUACAGAUUCCCCAGCUGAUGGCAGGUUGCUGGUUUAUCGCUCAGAUGACAUCAGGAAUCUGAGCCGCAUCGUCUCUCCAAAGGUCUGUGGUUACAUCCACGCAGAGACUAAGGAGCUGCUGCCAGAGACUGCCAGGGAUUUGGAUGGGCAGGAGGAGAUUGACCAAGAAAGGGGGUCCCACCACAGAGAGAAGAGACAGGCUCACGAUCACAAGAAGAAUACCUGCCCCCUGUUGCUAGUUGCAGAUUACCGCUUCUUUAAACACAUGGGCCGCGGACAAGAGAGCGUCACUCUCAACUACCUGAUUGAGCUGAUUGAUCGAGUUGAUGACAUUUAUAGGAACACAACCUGGGAUGAUGAAUUCAAAGGCUAUGGGGUCCAGAUCCAUCAGAUUAUCAUAAACAAGGAGCCUACACAGCCUCCCCCUGGGACUGGCUGGGUCCACUAUAACAUGGAGAACAGUCCUGUAAGCGGAAAGGCGGUCUGGGACGUAAAGAGACUUCUGGAGCAAUUCAGCUCAGACAUAGCUGACAAUGCCUCCACUGUAUGUCUGGCCCACCUGUUCACCUACCAGGAUUUUGACGAGGGCACACUGGGGCUGGCAUACGUGGCCCCCUCCAAACCUCAGGCACUGGGCGGCCUCUGCCCAAAACCAUACUACCCAUCUCACUCUGUAAAGAAGCCCAGUUACCUCAACACAGGCCUGACCAGCACCAAGAACUAUGGCAAAACCAUCCUAACAAAGGAAGCAGAUUUGGUAACCACUCAUGAGCUGGGCCAUAACUUUGGAGCAGAGCACGAUCCUGACAACAUCCCUUACUGUGCUCCCAGUGACGACAAUGGAGGGAAGUUUGUCAUGUACCCUAUAGCUGUGAGCGGAGACCAUAUCAACAACAAGCGCUUCUCCAACUGCAGCAAGAUCUCUGUAGGAAAGACAUUACGUUUCAAGGCUCCCGUGUGUUUCAAGGAGAGGAACAGUAAGGUGUGUGGGAACUCCAGAGUGGAGGAUGGGGAGGAGUGCGAUCCCGGGCUACUCCACCUCAACGAAGACCCCUGCUGCUCAGCUGACUGCAAAUUCAGACGCGGUGCACAGUGCAGCGACAGAAACAGCCCUUGUUGUAGCAAGUGCAAGUUUCAGCUGGCAAGAACAAGGUGCCAGGAACCUAUUAAUGCUACCUGUAAAGGCAUAUCCUCCUGCACAGGCAACAGUAGUCAAUGUCCACCUCCUGAAAACGCUGCUGACGACACAGUGUGUGUGGACAACGGCCGGUGUCUCAAUGGAGAGUGCAACCCUUUCUGCGAGGCCAUGCAGAAACUUCAGUCCUGUGCUUGCAAUGAGACGGAGAACUCCUGUAAAGUGUGCUGCAGGGGAAAAGGGGGCGCCUGCUCUCCCUUUAUCCAGACCAAUGGCAGUUUUCUUUUCCUUCGCAAAGGAAAACCCUGCACUGUGGGCUUCUGUGACGGGACCGGAAAGUGCAUGAAACAGGUGCAGGACGUGAUCGAGAGGUUGUGGGAUUUUAUCGACAAGCUGGACAUUAACACAUUUGGGAAGUUUCUGGCUGAUAACAUAGUGGGCUCUGUCGUGGUGUUUUCACUUGUUUUCUGGAUUCCUCUCAGUAUCCUGGUUCACUGUGUGGACAAACGACUUGACCAGCAGUAUGAGGAGAACACAAAGUCUUUCUAUUACCCUCCAAGCCAGAUGGUGGAAGUUUGUAGUAGAGCUCCCGCCAUAGAGUCAAGAAAUGCUGAGCAACCUCGAGUCGGCGUCGGUGCGCAUCGUCAAGCCUCUUCAGCCUCUCUCAUCCUGCGUCGGCCGGACCGCGCCCUUCUCCCUGCCCCCUCAGCAGCAAAGCCAGGUCUCUGCCUCUCUCGCAGCCAGCACCAGUACCCAGGCCCCCGACCCGAGCUACGCCCCCACCCAGGACAGCGCAGGGGGGCCACGGAUGGACACCAUCCAGGAGGACACCAGCAGCGACUCUCACCUGGGAGAGGAGGGCCCGUCGGACGAUUUCACAACCGCAGGAGCCUGCUCGUCGGCUACGAAAUCCUCCUACGAGGAUCUGACAGAGCAGAACCCGGCAGCCAGGGACCGGCGGCGCCUCAAGAGGCAGGAAUGCUUUGAGGCGGACACAAAAGAGACUGAAUGUUGAGAUGAAAUCACCAGUACAUUUUGUUUAAAAGCAACAACACUUACAUGCUUCCUGUGUUAAGGGAACAUGCAAAUAACAUGCAGCAUCAU
Messenger RNA from Etheostoma spectabile (orangethroat darter), 2884 nucleotides. RefSeq names its product ADAM metallopeptidase domain 17a (gene adam17a). Gene Ontology annotation, biological process: Notch signaling pathway; membrane protein ectodomain proteolysis. NCBI's taxonomy places the organism in Eukaryota, Metazoa, Chordata, Actinopteri, Perciformes, Percidae. Gene Ontology annotation, molecular function: metalloendopeptidase activity. Bases 173 to 2767 code for a protein of 864 amino acids. The transcript is spliced from 20 exons. The record is from RefSeq and is a predicted model, not a curated record. Gene Ontology annotation, cellular component: plasma membrane.